Molecule: messenger RNA, 3008 nt
Organism: Protomyces lactucae-debilis
Lineage: Eukaryota; Fungi; Ascomycota; Taphrinomycetes; Taphrinales; Protomycetaceae
Product: nucleoporin autopeptidase-domain-containing protein
Exons: 1
Coding region: 86-2935 (949 amino acids)
Biological process (GO): protein import into nucleus; post-transcriptional tethering of RNA polymerase II gene DNA at nuclear periphery; RNA export from nucleus
Cellular component (GO): nuclear pore cytoplasmic filaments; nuclear pore
Molecular function (GO): structural constituent of nuclear pore
Source: RefSeq, a predicted model, not a curated record
CUACAGACAGCUACACCUCCAACGAAAGCUAGACCCAAGGCCUCAGGAGCGGCGCACCACAGGGCCUCUAGAAGUACAGCCAGCCAUGUUCAACUUUGGGCAAUCCUCAACCACCCAGCAGGCGAAUCCAUUUGGCGCGCCCUCAAACAAUGCUUUUGGCGCUAGUCAGCCGCAGCAGCAGCAGCAGCCAUCGAGUAUCUUCGGCCAGCCGCAGCAGCAGCAGCCGCAACAGCAGCAACAAAGCACUUCUUUUGGCGGCUUUGGCUCUACCUCCACUCCAUUCGGUGCCCAAUCUGCCUCGACGCCGUUCGGUGGCUUUGGUAGUACAGCUCAAUCCAACGCGCCACCGGCGACGACUCCCUCUUUUGGUUUCGGCAGUACGCAGCCUGCUCCAGCGUUCGGCUCGAAUUCUGGUGGCUUACUCGGUUCGCAGCAGGCAAACACCGCGUCCUCUGCCUUUGGAGGCCAGCAGCAGUCUGGCGGUCUGUUCGGUAGUUCAUCUCAGCCAGCCAAUACGGGGGGAUUUGGAGGCAGCAGCGUUUUCGGACAAAGCAUGAAUACAAAUCAAGGCAAUGUACCAAACGGCACAGCUAAUCCUCCGUUCGCUGUAACCUCGGAGAAGGAAGGGACCGGCACCGGCAUGAACCAUUUUCAAUCCAUCACUUGCAUGCCAGCCUACACGAAUGCUUCAUUCGAGGAACUUCGCGUGCAAGAUUAUGCUCAAGGUCGCCGCUAUGGCUCUGGGCCAGCGACCGGUGGCUUCGGAAGUAGCUUUGGUCAGCCUAGUCAGCAGUCGACAGGCUUAUUUGGGCAAAACACUUCGACAGGUUUCGGUCAGUCUCCAAAUGCCUUUGGCCAGAGCAACCAGUCCAACAUCUUUGGCGCCGCUCAGCCUGCUCAAAGUACACCAUUUGGACAACCAUCUACAACGAGCGUCUUUGGGAGCCAACCAAGCAACUCUGCACCGUCUGCCGGUCUCUUCGGUAAUAAUUCUGGAGCUGGCAUCUUUGGUUCCUCAAACAACGCCACGACAACAGGGUUCGGGAGCACUCCGACGCAGCAGCCUAGCAGCUCUAUCUUUGGCCAACAGCCAUCGCAGCCUGCGUCCACAUUUGGUGCUACGCAACCCAAUAAUUCCCCCUUCGGUCUGAACACCCAAGCACAGGCUAGCACUGGUGGUCAGAAGCCGUUUACCUUCGGUGGAAGUACGAGUGCAUUUGGCGCCAAUACAACCUCGUCCACUGGCGCCUUUGGCUCCAACAACGCAGCCAAUGCACAGCCGUCAAGCAUUUUCGGUCAGCCCGCUCAACAAAACACUGCGUCCGGUGGAUUGUUUGGCUCGUCAGCUACCAAUACGAAUGCUGCCAGUGCCCCGUCGUUCUCCUUCGGUGGCAACAAUGCCACUCCAUCGCAAGCGCCUGCACAAUUUAGCUUUGGCAAUGCUAGUAACAACCAAGCCAGCAGUGCUCCAAAGUCCCUGUUUGGCAGUUCGACAGCAGCGAGUGGCUCCCCUGGUGCAUUUGGCAUGUCCAAUCCACAGCCUGCAGCAAAACCUACAUUCUCUUUUGGAGGUUCCGCAACACCAAGCACUUCAACAUCUGCCCCGAGUCUCUUUGGUAACGCCGCUCAAACUUCUUCUCAAAACAUGUUCGGCAACACAGGCAGUUCUGGUGGCGGCCUGUUCGGCGGCGGCGGCGGCGGCGGCAACAACACACAGCAACCCCAGCAGCAGGCAGGCAACAAUGUAUUCGGCAAGCUGGGCGGCAUGUUUGGCGGAUCUCAGACGGGAAGCAACACAACCAACUUGUUUGGAGGAACUGGCAAUGCGGGCACCUCUAGUACGCUCGGCGGUGGCAGUUUCUUUGGCGGACAAAGUAAUGCUCAAGGUCAACAAUCCCAACAACCUUCCAUUGGCAACAGUGCUUAUGGCAACAAUCCGCUAUUCGCCAGCGUCCAGCCAGCCAGUGCCACUACAUCGCCCGGCCCUCUUGCCACGCCUCUCGUCACAAACACGCUCAAGAAGAAGUCUGCAACGCUGCCACGCUUCAACUUGACACCUCGUUCCAAUGCCUCUAGUCCAAAGCUUUUACACAAUAUGAAACCGGCUUUGAGUGGUUCAUCCGCGAGUACGCCGAAGAAGCCUGGCCUUACACUUUUUGACGAAGAUCUACUGAUGAACCCCGAUGCAUUCUCUCCAAGGUCCAACAUCAAGAGGCUUGUCAUCGACCGCAAGGGUGACGAGCAGGAGCUUCUUUCUGGCGGACUUGAUCUCAAAGGUGCCAAGGAAGGGCCGCCGACAAGUGGUGAGCAGCAGACAGUGCGUGUAGAGCAACCCCGUUUACCAGCAGCGACAACGUACCGAGAAGUAGCUGUCCAACCGGCUAUGGAAGCGGCGCCUCGGCUUGCCUCUGAAAAAUCUUAUGAGGCCGCUCAGCAAGCUCCAGUGGCUGCCCGAAAGCCCUCAGCUGCUGCUGUCACUGUCGUCCCUCAAAAGAAGGACACUGAUUCUUAUUGGACCUCGCCUUCCAUCACUGCACUCAUGGACAUGUCAAAAGGUGAAUUGAGCAAGGUCAAAGACUUCACUGUCGGACGCCGUGGAUAUGGGCAAGUGAGCUUCAAUCAGCCAGUUGAUUUGUCAAGUCUGGAACAAGUCGAGGAUGUUGCUGGCAAAAUUGUCAUUUUUGAGCCCAAGAUGUGCUCAGUCUACCCCGUCGAAGAAAUGAAGCCUGCUGUAGGCAAGGGUCUCAAUGUGCCAGCCACCAUUACACUCGAGCAAUGCUAUCCGUUGUCUAGGGACAAGCGACAGCCAAUCCGGGACAAGAUGCACCCUCGAUUUCAGCAGCAUGUGGACCGCUUGAAAAGAAUGAGUGAGACGGAGUUUGUGGAUUAUCUCGCAGAUUCUGGAACGUGGAUCUUCAAGGUAGAGCACUUCUAGCAUCACGAAGUGCCUCGAGCACCGGCUCAUCUAUAGUGUUACAUAGUCUUAGAUAGCCUGAUUCCGUCCAAUC